Molecule: messenger RNA, 3436 nt
Organism: Odocoileus virginianus texanus
Lineage: Eukaryota; Metazoa; Chordata; Mammalia; Artiodactyla; Cervidae
Source: RefSeq, a predicted model, not a curated record
AUGGGGCCUCCAGCAUUUAGCCCCAGGUCCUCAGCAUUUCUUCCCCGCCCCGCCUGCUCCGUAGACCAUUUGCAGGUCCUGUGUGAUGACCAGGGCGCCGCCCUUGCUGACCCACCUCUGUGCUCCCAUAGGACCGCCCACGCGAGAGCCAAAGCCGACGCCGCAGACCAGGCCGCGCUGGCCGCCCGCCAGGAGUGUGACAUCGCGAGAGCUGUGGCCCGAGAGCUGUCGCCUGACUUCUACCAGCCAGGCCCAGAUUAUAUCAAACAGAGAUUUCAGGAAGGUGUAGAUGCUAAAGAAAAUCCCGAAGACAAGGUCCCGGAAAAGCCCCCCACACCAAAGGAAUCACCUCACUUCUACCGCAAAGGCACCACACCCCCAGAGUCUCCUGAGCCAAGUCCCAGAGAAGGCCGCUCUCCCUCCCCGAAGCCCGCAAGGAAGCAGAACCCCAGUUCAGGGGCGAGACUCAACCAGGACAAACGCAGCGCGGCUGAGGAGAAGGUGACGGCCACUGUCAACAAGCCCUUGGCCUCCAAGGCGCCCCCGAAGGAGGUGGGGGCGGCCAUGCCCUCCUCCAAGUACUCUGGCCGCCACCACAUCCCCAACCCCAGUAACGGGGAGCUGCACUCUCAGUACCACGGGUACUACGUGAAACUGAACGCCCCCCAGCACCCUCCGGAGGACACGGAGGAGGAGGGGUCGAGCCAGUCUUCCUCGGCACUGGUGCACAAGCCGUCACCCAACAAGUGGAGUCCCCCGAAAUCUGUGACAAAACCAGUUGCCAAAGAAAGCAAAGCUGAGCCAAAAGCUAAGAAGUCUGAACUUGCUAUACCAAAGAACCCAGCGAGCAGCGAUGCGCGCCCUGCUUUGGAAAAAGAAGCCAAUUCAGGCCCUAAUUCAAUCAUGAUCAUCCUCGUCAUGCUGUUGAAUAUCGGGUUGGCCAUUCUUUUUGUUCACUUUCUAACUUGAUUGGAAUUAGGAAAGGUAAGAAUAGCCUUAAUUUCUAUAUAAAAUCACAAUCUAUCACAUUCUUUUCCCCUAUUCAGAUUUACAUUUUUUUUUUUUAACAACCGUGCAUUGUCCUUCAAUUUAAUUUUGGCUGCGCCUGAAUGUGAUUCAACAUAGUUACUUAAUGAUAUCACUGUUUUGACCCUUCGGUGAAGUCAUGACAACUAAUGGUGUGAGCCCACGGUCCUCUGCAGUGGUGUCAUCAGCCCUUUAAAUGGCACACUCCAGGCAGACUCAGACACAGGGAAGGAGGCUUGGAAUUAGGAUGGGCUCACGAGAGAGAGAGAGAUGGAAAAUUCAGCCGGAGGACCUGUCCGGUCCCCCCUGGGAAGGCGUUGUGGCUGUGGGGUCCUCUGGGAGCUGAAGCAGGCAACCGUGUUGGAGAGCAAAACUUAAUAAUCAUUCUUUCUUAACAUCUGCUGAAGCAGCCCCAUCCGGCGAAGUGCUUGGCAUUGGCUACUCCAUCUGUCCUAGCAGAGUGUGACUAAACUGGAGAUAUAUGGAGCUGCUUUUUUUUUUUUUUCUUUUUUUGACGGAAGUCAACAGCUGCCUUACUAUUUUACCAUCUGACGUUGCUAGUAGGGAGCUGGGGAAACAAACGACCGCCCUAGGAAUGCGGUUGGAGGAUUGUGUUGCUGCGGCCAUGGUUCCAACAUUCACUCCAGUCUCAGUAGAGGAAGUAGGCAGCAGCAUCACUCACCAGUCUUAUGCUACGACCUGCUGCUUUCUCAUCUCCUGGAACGUCCCGGGAGAGAAGGUUUUGUCGGCUUGUGCACGGUUCUGUUCAUUUCUGCUGUUUACUUAAAUCUGAUGUGUGGUCACCUACAGUGUGCGGUCCUGGCCGGAGGAGGCACAGAUGUCGCAUCUCGAGGAAAAGAAAACAACAGAAUUCUAGAGAAAAUGUGUUUAUUUUGAUAGCAAUACAUCAUUCUUCGUGUCAUGUUUAGUCUUCCUAAACCUGUAAAAGGCUAUUUAAAAUUUAGCAAUUUGAAGGCAUUAUACCUAAGAAAUCACUUAAACAUUUUUAACACUACUGAGAUGAAUUUAUUUAUGCACUUCAGAGGUGCUAAAUUUUAAAAGCUGAAAGACAACAGAAUUCUAAGAAGUAUAGUCAAAAUGUUGCAUGGGUUGCAGUAAUCAGUGUUCAAAGGAUUCAGUUUCAUUGCUGACGUACUUUAACCACCAAAUAAAAUCUUGUCAGUGGCUAUGUUAAUUCCCAUGAAAGUUAAGCAAGAUGCUAUUAAUAACUGCUCUUCUCUUUUUUUGUUCCACAACUUACAAAUUUUCAUUGAAUACAUUCAGGUAGAGCAUAAAGCUUUGUUCAAUCAGUGCUUCUCAAUUUUAUGCCUUUCGUGUUUUUCAAAGUCCUUUUGUAAUUUUAUUUCACACUUUAAAGGCGUAGACAAUUUUUAAGUAUCUGUCUUUUGCAGUCCUUUGUUAUUCUGACAUAAAUGGAUUUUUUUGCUGUUUUAUAAUUUAUUCUUUAUUACUCAGAAGCAUGCUUAUUUAGAGAAACUAUGUGGGCUUUAUAUAAUUAUUUAAAAAGAAAAUCAGGGGAGGAAAGUUAUCCAUUCAAUCUUGGUAAAAUAUUGAGGAGAGGGAGCUAUUCCUAAGUAUUUUCAUGAUCUGCAUGGUUUAAUCAGAUUCUUCUUACCUUAUUUGCUACCGUUUUGAUGCAGAAGAGAGAAGUCAUAUGUUAGCACAGAUGUGGACUGAAUGUCACCUGCAGGGUAGUAACCCAGUGGUGUUUUUUGCAGAAGUACAAUAUCUUGAAACUCCUGGGUGUGACCAAUAUGUAAUAAAGAAGAAAGCAGAAAGAGAGCAAAUGAAAAUUACAACUUGUAUAUUUAUUUUUUACAUUUUGCUUUGACUUUUAAAUCUAGGAAGUACAUUUUUACCCAAGAAACGUUUCAGUUCCUGUGUCGGUCUCCAUACUCUCACUGCUCCAUCCUAACCCCAUAGCUCUUGAUGCUGGGAAAGCUGAUUUUUUAAAAAAAAAAUGAAAUAAAAUAUUUAAUCUUAAGUGUUUAUUUCAAAUGUGUAAUGCUUUGGAAAUAAUGGGUAACAGAUAAUAAAGGAUAUGUUUAUAAAGUGAGCAUGUUGGUUCCAUUUAUAAAUAUAUGUAUGAUUUAUAAGCUUUUUUAAAACAAAGCUCAAAUUGUCGGUAUUUUUCUAAAAUGUGCACAGCUGUAUUUUACAUGAAAGGCUCUUUCUAAUGGGUUGUUAUACUGUACUCUACAUUUUGGACAGCACAUGAAGUCUGCCAAUGUACUUAAUAAAACAUGACUUUGUUUAUUUAAAGUUUCUUGCUGUGAAAAAGAACUCCCUACCUGCGAGUUCCGUUAUUUAUAAUCCUUGAAACCAAAAUGUAUAAUGUACAGUUUUCACAACUGUAUCUGCUCUAAUAAAAAAAAAAGUUGGUUAUUAA